CCAUAAACAUCAUUUUAAUUCUUCCAAACUUUAUCUUUCGAUAUCUAACAAUCAUUACUUUGUUACAUCAGAAUUGCAGCAAACUGUUUCAUCAAGAUGGGUUAUGACAGAUACUGGUUUAGCAGUUUCAUGUUGAGUUUAUUUCUGUCAUGUGCUGUGAAUGUUUUGCUUGCUCAAAAUUUGCCAUACAAAGCUGUGAAUCUAGGAAACUGGUUGGUUGCAGAGGGGUGGAUGCAAGAACCCUCUCUCUUUGAUGGAAUUGUCAACAAAGAUCUUUUGGAUGGAACUCAGGUGCAAUUGAAAUCCACAAAAUUUAACAAGUAUCUCACUUCUGAAGAUGGAGGAGGAGCUGAUGUUGUAGCAAACCGUGAUUCAGCUUCUGGUUGGGAAACAUUCAAGCUGUGGAGGGUGAGUGACUCAUCCUUCAACUUGAGAGUCUUCAACAAGAAAUUUGUGGGGCUGCAAAAUCAUGGGGGUGGAGACAAAAUUGUAGCUGUUUCAGACUCACCUACCACACCAGAAACAUUUCAGAUUGCAAGGGAUCAUAAUGACCCCUUCAGAAUCAGAAUCAAAGCUUCAAAUGGCAAGUUUUUGCAGGUUCGAUCCGAGACAUCAGUGACUGCAGAUUAUGAAGGCACAAAUUGGGAUGAAAAAGACGCAUCGGUGUUUCGUAUGAAUAUUGUACCAGGCACCACUUUACAAGGAGAGUACCAACUUACUAAUGGUUAUGGUCCUGAUAGAGCUCCUCAAGUCAUGAGGGAGCACUGGAGCACAUACAUAACUGAAGAUGAUUUCAGAUUCAUGUCAGAAAAUGGCAUAAAUGCAGUGAGAAUACCUGUUGGAUGGUGGAUAGCUAAAGAUCCAAACCCUCCUAAGCCUUUUGUUGGUGGAUCAUUAGCAGCAUUGGACAAUGCUUUCAUUUGGGCACAAAACCAUGGAGUGAAAGUGAUCAUAGACUUGCAUGCAGCUGAGGGUUCACAGAAUGGUAAUGACCACAGUGCCUCAAGAGAUGGAUACACAGAAUGGGGAGAAUCAUACAUACCAAACACAGUUCAUGUCAUAGACUUCUUAGCAGAAAGAUAUGGUAACAGACCAAACUUAGGAGGGAUAGAGUUGAUGAAUGAACCAGUUGGUGUGAAUUUAGAGAGCCUGAAGAAGUAUUACAAGGAAGCUUAUGAUGCUGUGAGGAAGCACAACCCAAGUGUUUAUGUCGUAAUGUCAAACCCUUUGGAUGCAGAUUCCAAAGUGCUUCUCUCAUUUGUGAAAGGGUUUGACAGAGUAGUCAUUGAUGUGCAUUACUACAAUCUUUUCUCUGACAAAUUCAACAACAUGAAUGUUCAACAAAAUAUUGAUUACAUAAGAAAUGAACGAGCUUCGGAUCUCAGUGGGGUCUCUUCCUCAAAUGCUCUCAGUUUUGUAGGGGAGUGGACUGGUGCAUGGAGUAUACAAGGUGCAACUAAGGAAGAUUACCAAAAAUAUGCCCAGGCCCAAUUGGACGUGUAUUCUAAUGCAACUUUUGGAUGGGCCUAUUGGGCCUACAAGUGCAAGUUCAACCAAUGGAGUCUCAAAUGGAUGAUCCAAAACAAUUACAUAAAGCUCUAGAUUU
Vigna unguiculata (cowpea) is the source of this 1606-nucleotide messenger RNA. RefSeq names its product putative glucan 1,3-beta-glucosidase A. Gene Ontology annotation, cellular component: cytoplasm; actin cytoskeleton. Gene Ontology annotation, biological process: actin filament bundle assembly; polysaccharide catabolic process; cell migration. The record is from RefSeq and is a predicted model, not a curated record. NCBI's taxonomy places the organism in Eukaryota, Viridiplantae, Streptophyta, Magnoliopsida, Fabales, Fabaceae. Gene Ontology annotation, molecular function: hydrolase activity, hydrolyzing O-glycosyl compounds; actin filament binding.